Molecule: messenger RNA, 1669 nt
Organism: Spea bombifrons (plains spadefoot toad)
Lineage: Eukaryota; Metazoa; Chordata; Amphibia; Anura; Pelobatidae
Gene: COQ2
Product: coenzyme Q2, polyprenyltransferase
Exons: 8
Coding region: 172-1365 (397 amino acids)
Biological process (GO): ubiquinone biosynthetic process
Cellular component (GO): mitochondrial inner membrane
Source: RefSeq, a predicted model, not a curated record
AUUUUUUCUUUAAACAUUUAGGACGCUUGUUGAAGUGUAAGCUGGUGCGUGAUGACCCAAGGCUGAAGAAGUCACCUUUUCUGAAAGUGGCAGUGUUAGUAGCUGUAUGCUGGCCAUAUACAGCUCCACCAACAAAGAAAGCGUAUCAAAGUACUUUACCUGAUCCCCAAGAUGAAUCUGGCCUCUGCUAGAAUACUCUCUUGUUGCACGUUCAUCCCCAGAGCCACACAUCAGUCUUGCAGACACGGUUUCCAUAGCCAAUGGAAUAAUUGCUUUAGUAAAUAUCAAAACAGUACAAAGACUUCCUUCUUGGACAGAAGGGCAAAACGUUUACUCAGCUUUGGGGCACUGAGCAAGAAUCAAAGGUACUGGAAGCCUGCUGCGUCCCACAGUCCUCAUCAGAAGGCGCAGGUACAUGAACAGAGAAGAACGCUCAGUUUAUCCGCAGCUGGCAUAGUUGGAUCAAUGCCAAAAAACAUUCAGCCUUACCUGAAACUUAUGAGAUUGGAUAAACCAAUUGGUACCUGGCUUUUGUACUUGCCCUGCACCUGGAGUAUAGCUUUGGCAGCAGACCCGGGUUGCCUCCCAGACAUCUAUAUGCUGGCCCUUUUUGGCACUGGAGCGGUUUUGAUGCGGGGCGCUGGCUGCACCAUUAAUGAUAUGUGGGACCGAGACUUUGAUAGGAGGGUAGAACGAACAGCUAGUCGCCCCAUUGCCGCAGGGGAUAUAACCCGUUUCCAGUCCUUGGUUUUUCUCGGAGGACAGCUUAGCUUGGCCCUUUGUGUGCUUUUGUGUCUUAAUAAUUACAGUAUUGCAUUAGGAGCAGCUUCGUUGUCCCUGGUGGUAACCUAUCCCUUAAUGAAGAGGAUAACCUAUUGGCCGCAACUUGUUCUAGGAUUAACAUUCAACUGGGGUGCAUUGCUAGGGUGGUCUGCAGUGAAAGGCGCAUGUGAUUGGACAGUGUGUCUUCCAUUAUAUGUCUCUGGCGUUAUGUGGACACUGAUAUACGACACGAUCUACGCACAUCAGGACAAAAAGGAUGACGUGAUUGUCGGGGUGAAAUCAACAGCUCUGCGGUUCAACGAACAGACGAAGCAGUGGUUGAGCGGUUUCAGUGGGGCGAUGCUAACAGGACUGACACUAACAGGACUAAGCUGUGACCAGACCUUGCCCUACUACACUGCUGUCGCCCUUAUCGGGGCUCAUCUUGCUCAUCAGAUAUAUACCCUGGACAUAAACAAUGCCGAAGAUUGCUGGAAAAAGUUCAGUGCGAAUCGGACUGUGGGCUUUUUGCUCUUCUUGGGGAUUGUGCUUGGAAACUUGUGGAAAAGAAAAGAUGCAGGUGAAACCGAAGAAAGCUCGUGAUAAAACUGAGUCCUAUGCGGAAUUUUGUAGAGAGAAUAACUAUUUAACUCAAAUUGUACUCAGCAAAUGUCCACCGUAUCAUCAGGACAUGAAAUUAACGAAAACUUCGGGAAAGGAGUGAAAGGCAACACACCGCAGUUGCUGUUGCACAGUCACUUUUAAAGGCUAAAUUAUAUGGUUAUGUAUAUAUGAUUACAUUGAUCUGUACUGUAUUUAGUAAUUUACUGGUAACAAUCAUCUGUGCCAAAUUUUAAAGUUCAAAUCAUCAACCCUAUAGAGAAAAAUAAAGAUAUGGCUCGUAUAA